Messenger RNA from Closterium sp. Yama58-4, 1665 nucleotides. NCBI's taxonomy places the organism in Eukaryota, Viridiplantae, Streptophyta, Zygnematophyceae, Desmidiales, Closteriaceae. The record is from the annotation of a GenBank genome assembly.
AUGCACGGGGGGAUGCGCAGGAGGAAACGACGAGUGUGGACACGGCGCGGGGAAGAGGAGGACGCGGAGAAGGGGAGCGGCGGAGGGGAAAGCGCAAGGGAUGCGGAUGAGCUGGGUGGCGUAUAUUUGCGGAGAGACAUGCGAGGGGGGAAGGGUAGGGGAGUGAGAGAGACAGGGAACGGAGAACGGGAGAGAGGGAAAGGCGCGGCGGGAGAGAGGGGCGGCGAGGGAGGUGCUGUAGGAGGGAGGGAUGGGAAAGAGAGCGCGAAAGAGAGGAGUGAUCGAAAAGAGGAGGGCAAAAGGGAGUUUAGAAAUGGGGUUGCUGGGUCGAGGGGGAUGGGUAACCCGAGAGGCGAGAGACGGAAUGGAAUGGCAGGAGGGGAGAAGCAAAUGGGGAGAGAAGGAGAGGGAGGGCAGGGAUUAGAAGCUUCUGAGGCGGUUGGGAUGAGAGGCAAAGGCAGAGGAACGCGAGAAGUAAAAGGGGCAGCAGGCGCAACAGACACAACAAAUGCAAGAGGGGAACGAGGGACAGAGGAGGAAGCAGAGGGAGUGAGCGGGGGGUCUGGGAGGAGUUUGGAGGCCGGGGCAGGGGAGGUGGUGGGUGCAGUGGCAGGCACCGUUUUUGAUGCUGUGAUUGGCGUUACUGACACUGUGAAGGAUGUAACUGUUAAGGUUCUCAUGUUCUCUCUCUCGCUCUCCACAGGGCUAGAACCGGCUCUAGCACCGGCGUCGCCGUACGCGCUGGUGGUGGCGAAUGUGAAUGCUUUAGUGGCGCAGCUGCUGUUUGUGUUUCUCAGUGGAGCUGUGUUUGCGAGGCUCACACAGCCCGUGGACCCGAUUCUCUGCUCCAAAGUCGCCUGCAUCACUCCUCCCUUGCAGCAGCAGCCACAGCAGCAGCAGCCACAGCAGCAGCAGCGGCAGCAGCAGAGUGUGAAGGUGCUGGGAGGUGCAGCUGGGGGAUCUGGGGGGUCUGUGCCGGCACGCUACCCUCCUGCUGCCCGCUCGCUGUCUCGCAGCAUCAGCAGCGCCAACUUCGGAGGUAGCGCAGCCUUUGCUGCCUCUAGGGUCCUCCCAGGCGCUGCUGCUGCUGCAGGCGGAGGGGUUGGGGGAGAAGGGGGUGGAGGAGGUGCGGGGGGCGUUGCAGGGGUGGGGUGGAGAGGCGGAGCGGAAGGAGCAGGGUUUGGCACGGGUGGUGGUGGGAUGGGGGUGGGGAGGGGGUGUGAGCGCAUGCUGCUGGUGCGGUAUGUGCUGGCGGGGCCACAGCCGUGCGAGCUGGUGGAUGUGAAGGUGGAGCUCACGCUCAAGCACAACACGCUGUCUUGUACGGGCCGCUUCUUCCGACAAGUCGACCACCUCAAGCUGGUGCGCUCAGAGGAUUCAUACCAGCGGUAUGGCAUGACGGUGCGGCAUGUGAUCGACGAGUCCAGCCCGCUGUAUGGCCGGUCUCGAGACGACCUCUGCCUGGUCAACGCACAGCUCAGCCUCGCUGUUAUUGGUAUGGAGCGCGCAUCCAUGCAGCCAGUCUUUCAUGUGGAGGACUACUUUGUUGCAGAUGAGGAGGUUAUAUGGAAUGCUGAUUUCGAGGAUAUGGUGUACCGCGACAAGAAUAAUAGACUACUAGUGGACCACAGGAAGAUCAGCAACUGGGUAGGGGUUGAGCUGUAA